CAAGUUCAUUUUCAUUUUUGGAGGUGUUCAGAUAUAAAGCUUCUGCUUCUGGGUUUGUUGCUGCUCCUGCAUUCUUUCAGCCAAGAAUAUUUUCGGGAGGCAAGAGCAAGGGUGGGGAGGGAAAAUAUGGUUAGAAAGAAUGCAGAAUCCGCGAGAAAGGAAGCAGAAAAGGUAGAAGAAAGUGUUGCAGUGGCCAUUGAUAAGGACAAAGGAAGCCAAUAUGCUCUUAAAUGGGCUGUUGAUCACCUUCUCACCAGAGGCCAAUCUGUCACUCUUCUCCAUGUUAAACAAAAGGCACCAUCUAUCCAUGCCCCAUCUAAUGUUAACGAGGACGUUUCAAGAACACAUACCAAACAACUUGAAUCUGAAGCCAGGGAAUUAUUUCUUCCAUUCCGCUGCUUCUGCACACGCAAGGAUAUAAGAUGUAAAGAAGUUGUAGUUGAGGAUGUUGAUGUAUCCAAAGCAAUAAUAGAUUAUGCUGCUUCUCAUAUAAUAGAAACUUUGAUACUGGGGGCAACAACAAGGGGAGGCCUAAUUGUCAGAAAAUUCAAGACAACAGACGUCCCAAGCAUUGUGUCAAAAGCUGCACCAGAUUUCUGCACCGUAUAUGUCAUCAACAAAGGAAAAGUUUCUUCUGUACGGUCUGCUAGUGCUCCACCACCUCCAAAACCUCCACUUCAAAUUCAGUUGCCUAACAAACCCAGCUAUAUCCCUGCUUCGCCUGAUGUACAUCAAAGGACUGGCCGAACUCCCCAUGUGUCUGAGAGGUCAUCAUAUAUGUCAAAUAGCAUCCAAGAAGAUUCAGAAAUGAUCAAGUCCCCAUUCAUUAGAAAUAGUGGUUCAAUGGGAAAAUCAUAUAACCAUUACCCACCAGAAAUGGAUGUAUCAUAUGCAAGCAGUGUUAGGCCAACGAGCAAACGCAUGUUUCCAUCUUUCCAUGACCACUCAGAAUCUGUAAUGAGCCCCCAGUAUGCAAUGGGCAAUGACUAUGAUGAUAGAAGCUUUGGGUCAAUGUACUCGGCAAGCACGUCAAUAGAUAUGGAUUCACAAUAUAAUUACUCAUGCAGCUCACAGGACACUGGGCAAACGUCAUGGCAUUCACACAACAUGAAUGAUGUGGAAUCUGAGAUAAGGAGACUCAGACUAGAGCUGAAGCAAACAAUGGACAUGUACAAUUCAGCAUGCAGGGAGGCACUCUCAGCAAAACAGAAGACUAGGGAAUAUCAAUAUCAGAAUUUAAAAGAACAUAGAUUUGAUGAGGCACAAAUAGCAGAGGAAGCUGCAUUGGCACUAGUCGAGAAGGAGAAAGCAAAGUGUAAUGCAGCGAUUGAAGCCGCUCAAGCUGCUCAAAAACUUGCUGAAAUGGAAGCACAAAAAAGAAUGAGUUUAGAAAUGAAAGCUCUCAAAGACUCUGAGGAGACAAAGGCAAGGGAAUCUUGGGUGCCAAGUGAUCUUAGGUAUCGAAGAUACACAAUUGAGGAGAUUGAAACGGCAACAAAAGACUUCUCAGACUCUCUGAAGAUUGGGGAAGGAGGUUAUGGCCCAGUUUACAGGUGUUACCUGGAUCAUACAGAAGUUGCAGUUAAAGUUCUACGUGCAGAUGCAGCUCAAGGAAAGUCACAGUUUCAGCAAGAGGUUGAAGUAUUAUCCUGCAUUCGGCAUCCAAACAUGGUUCUCCUCCUUGGAGCUUGCCCAGAGUACGGUUGUCUGGUGUAUGAACACAUGGCUAAUGGCAGCUUAGAUGAUCGUCUCUUCAGGCGAGGAAAUACCCCACCUCUUCCUUGGCAAGUAAGAUUCAGAAUUGCUGCAGAGAUUGCCACAGGCCUUCUUUUUCUCCACCAAACCAAACCAGAACCUCUGGUGCAUCGUGACCUAAAACCUGGCAAUAUUUUGCUCGACCGUAAUUUCGUCAGCAAGAUUAGUGAUGUUGGCUUGGCAAGACUUGUCCCCCCAUCUGUAGCUGAUAGUGUUACCCAAUAUCGCAUGACAUCAGCAGCAGGAACAUUCUGUUACAUUGAUCCAGAAUAUCAGCAAACUGGAAUGCUAGGAACAAAAUCUGAUAUUUACUCACUUGGUAUCAUGCUUCUACAAAUGAUAACCGCAAAGUCACCAAUGGGUUUAGCUCAUCUAGUUGAAAGUUCAAUAGAGGAUGGAACUUUUGUUGAGGUACUUGACCCAACUGUUCCUGAAUGGCCCUUAGAGGAUACCUUGAAAUUUGCCAAACUAGCUCUUCAAUGUGCAGAACUAAGAAAAAAAGACAGACCAGAUCUUGGGAAGGUCAUUUUGCCUGAACUUAACAGAUUGAGAGCGCUUGGAGAAGAAAACAUGCCCUAUCCCAUGUUUGGAGGUAUAUUUAGCACAACAACCUCAACUAAUCGCAGCCAUAUUUCCUCACUUCAAGAAGUGACGAUGAGUGAUGUACCAUCCGCAACUGAUAGCUCAAGCAUUUCAAGUUCAUCAUCAUAUGGAGGAAGAAGAUAAUAUUUUAUACAGGAUGCUACUACAAGCUUAUAGCGCUUGUGAUUGGAGCACCAA
This is a messenger RNA of Hevea brasiliensis (rubber tree), 2535 nucleotides long. RefSeq names its product U-box domain-containing protein 52. Gene Ontology annotation, biological process: protein phosphorylation. Bases 127 to 2481 code for a protein of 784 amino acids. The transcript has 10 exons. Gene Ontology annotation, molecular function: ATP binding; protein kinase activity. The record is from RefSeq and is a predicted model, not a curated record. NCBI's taxonomy places the organism in Eukaryota, Viridiplantae, Streptophyta, Magnoliopsida, Malpighiales, Euphorbiaceae.